CUCGGGAGCUAGCAGCGCAGCGAAGUUCCCGGGGCCGGGCCGGGCUGUGAGCGGCCGAGAGCGGGUCCAUGGGCCGAGUCCUGCUGCGCUGAGGGGGCGGCGAUGGCCCUGGCGCUGCGCCUGCUGCUGCUGGGGGCUGUAGCCCUGCAGGGGGGCCACUCCCGCUUGCACUCCAGGCGCGUAUUGGACACGGUGGUGUCGGAGCCCAGCCCGGGGCUACCCUGGUACAGCCGUGUUGUGUAUGUGGACGAUCAGGUCAUCUACGUCUACACCAGUGGGAUGCAGAAGGCGGAGCCUCGCACAGUGUGGAUGGCGCAGAACGAGGGUCCAGAGUUCUGGGACGAGAGGACCUGGUGGGCACAGCGCCAUCAGAAAUGGUUCAAAGCGAGUUUGAAGACCCUGGGUCAGCUCUACAACCAGAGCGAGGGGUUUCACAUUAUCCAGAUGAAAUAUGGCUGUGAUCUCCGGGAAGACAACACCACUUGGGGGUUUUACCAGGAUUCCUAUGACGGACGAGACUUUCUUACCUUCGAUAAGGAGACCAUGACUUUAGGAGCAGCAGAUAUUGGGGCUCAGAUCACCAAGAGGAGAUGGGAUGCUGAAGUAUUUGACAACCAGCAGUGGAAACACUACUUGGAAGAGAGAUGUAUCCCCUGGCUAAGGAGUUCUCUAGAGUACGGGAAGGAGACUCUGCACAGGAAAGUGCACCCAACAGCUAGAGUGAGUGACAGGUCAUCUCAUGACGGCCUCAGCACCCUCUCCUGUAAGGUCAGUGGGUUCUACCCCCGGGACAUCACCGUGACCUGGCUGAAAAAUGGGGAGAGCAGACAGCAGGUGACCUACUCUGAAGGCAUUCUACCCAAUGCGGAUGGGACCUACCAGACCUGGUUGACAAUGGAGAUUGAUCCCAAGAUCAAAGCCCAUUAUUCAUGUCACGUGGAGCAUGAAAGCCUGUUAGAGCCACUCUCUGUCUCCUGGGAACCAAAUAACAAUCUGAUUCCCACUGUGGCUGGAGUUAUCACUGCAGUUGUCCUGAUUGGUGUUAUAAUCGGAGUAGUUGUCUGGAAAAAGAAACACCCAGGGAGGAAGGGAGACGGCUACGCUGUAGCUCAGAGUAAGUGACAAGAGACCCAUCACCUCUUUUCAAGUGGCCAUCUCUGAACAACCAUCAGUAUUUGCUUGUGGAUUUUAGCCUAGAGGCACUGACAGGAGAUCCUUGCUCCCACUCAUAGGCCUUGUCUACACUGAGGAUUUUAGGGAAAUCUCCAACUAUUGCUUUAGUACCAUAGAAUCCUAGAAUUGUAGGACUGGAAGGGACCUCGAAAGGACACCUAGUCCAGUUCCCUGCACUCAUGACAGGACUAAGUAUUAUCUAGACCAUCCCUGACUAACCUUCUCUUAAAAACCGCCAAUGAGUGAGAUUCCACAACCUCUCUGGGCAAUUUAUUUCAGUGCCUAACCACCCUGACAGGAUUUUUUCCCUUAUGUCCAACCUAAGCCUCCCUUGCUGCAAUUUAAACCCAUCGCUUCUUGUCCUGUCCUCAGAGGUUGACGAAAAAAGAUGUUUCCCCUCCUCCUUGUAGCAACCUUUUAUGUACUUGAAAACUGUUAUCAUAUCUCCCCCUCGCUUUGAAACAUUUUGAUGAAAACUGAAACAAAAACGUUCUUUAGCCCUUUUCACGUGUUCUAUUAUUGCCUUUCCUUCCUCAUUGACUAAUGGGCCUUCCCUGUCCUUGGUCUUCCUCUUGCUUCUAAUGUAUUUGUAGAAUGUUUUCUUAUUACCCUUUAUGUCUCUAGCUAGUUUGAUCUCAUUUUGCACCUUGGCCUUUCUAAUUUUGCCCCUACAUGCUUGUGUUAUUUGUUUACAGUUAUCCUUUGUAAUUGAACCUAGUUUCCACUUUUUGUAGGUCUCUUUUUUGAUUUUUAGAUCAUUGAAGAUCUCCUGGUUAAGCCAGUGUGGUCUCUUUCCAUCCUUCAUUUCUUUCCUAUGCAGUGGGAUAGUUUGUACUUGUGCUCUUGAUAAUGUCUCCUUGAGAACUUUUCAACCCUCCUGAACUGUUUUUCCCCUUAGACUUGCUUCCCCUGGGAUCUUACCUACCAACUCCCUGAGUUUGCUAAAGUCUGCCUUCUUGAAAUCCAUUAUUUUAUUGUGUGUUUUCCCUCCUACCGUUCCUUAGGAUCAUGAAUUCUAUCAUUUCAUGAUCACUUUCACCCAAGUUGCCUUCCACUUUCAAAUUCUCAACCAGUUCCUCCCUAUUUGUCAAAGUCAAAUCUAGCACAGUCUCUCCCCUAGUAGCAUUCUCCAUCGUCUGAAAGAAAAAUGGUCUCCAAUACAUUCCAAGAACUUGUUGGAUAAUCUGUGCAGUGCUGUGUAAUUUUCCGAACAGAGGUCUUCUUCAGUAGUGUAGAGUGGCUGUAGACACAUGUUCUAUAACCUUGCUCAGAGGAAGUCUAGAUGAUAGUGGUUAAAAACACCUAAACCCGAUCUCCUCAAUUGCUCCACCUUUGCUGUCACUGGCGGAAUUGCACUGCUUGUGGGUAUGGGUCCCAAUUUUGCUUAUGUAGACAAGUCGAUAGUCGGGAAUGUAUACAGUGGUGUUGGGCUAAAUUAUUAUCCCCCUAGAGCUGUGCUGUCUAUGGCUGAGUGUGACCCUGAAAGUGUGUGACCUGCUUUUAAUGUUACAAUUCUUUUGACUUACCUGAAAGUGGUUUUAGUGCUUGUGAAAUCUGGGUCUGAUCCAAAGCCUGUUGAAGUCAAUGGGAGUCAGAUCAGCACCACUCUGUCACCUCAGUGACCACGAGUUCAAAUCCCCUCCUCAGUUGUCUCCUGUAAUUAGCUUUAGGAACAGACCAAGACUAAAACUAUGGGAAAUAUUUACAUAAAUUAUGGACUGUCUCAGAGCCCGUCUAAUGCGUGGCACCAAAAGCUGGUAUAAAGUGCACAGAUCUGCCGGGCCCUGCUAGGCUGUAGCAGUCCAGCUCUCUCUUUACCCUCUCGGGUGCUUCCAGUGGGAAACGGAGGGGGUUUGAAAAGUGCCAACAAAACCUCCUCAGAGAAUCACCCUUCCUUCUACAGUUGGCCCUCAGUCGUGCCUCCCUCACUCCUCGUUACUCCAGAACAAUGGAAAUUCACAUGCAAGAACUUUGUUAAUGUGGAGUUAAGGUUGCAGGUGCUCAGCCCUGCCCUGGGCUCCCUGUGUCCUUUCAGAAUGGGAGUGUUUAAUUCCCAGAAGUCAAAAGUUGGCAAAUCAGGAUAUGCAGAGGUAUUAUGAUUGGGGCCCUACCAUAUUCACAGCCUUGAAAAACGCGUCACAUACUGUGAGAUCUGGUUUUUUGUGUGCUUUUACCCGAUACUAUACAGAUUUCACAGGGGAGACCAGUGUUUCUCAAACUGGGGGUCCCAACCAAAAGGGGGUCUUCAGAGGGUGUUGGUGUUGGUAGAAGGUUAUUGUAGGGGAUUACAGUAUUGCCACCCUUACUUCUGCACUCAAUUCAGAGCUGGGUGGUCAGAGCAGCUGCUGCUGACCAGGUGCCCAGCUCUGAAGGCAGCACCCUGCCAACAGCAGCGCAGAAAUAGGGGUGGCAAUACUGCAGCCCCUCUACAGUAACCUUGCUGUGCCCCCGCAGCCCCUUUUUGGGUCUGGACCCCUACAGUUACAACAGCGUUCCCUCUAAUUUUUCCCACUCGUGUGCGGAAUGAAUCUUAUGUGACACCAACAUGGAGGUGAUGUGCGACAGAUCACCUCCAUAUUGGGGCACAUAUCAAAAUUAGUGGGGUGGGGCUGAGGGGUUUGUUCGGUGUGUGGGAGGGGGUUCCAGGCUAGGGCAGAGGAUUGGAGUGUGGGGCUGAGGGCUCUGGCUGGAGAUGAGGGCUGUGGGGUGGGGCUGGGGAUGAGGGAUUCAGGGUGCAGGAGGGGGCUCAGGGCUGGGGCAGAGGGUUGGGGUGGGGUGAAGGCUCUGGCUAUAACAAAAAUAUAUAAAUACACUAGCCAGAUUAGAUUUACCAGAAACUAUAAACUGUUCAGCCCAAGUUUCAGAAUGUGUUAAAUUGUCUUGCUUUCAGACCCUAUCUAUAUAGAAAUUGCAUUAAAGCACAAAUGUACAUGAAUUGAAAAUGUAUAUGUUUUAUAUAGGAUCAAAUAUACUGUUGUAUUGGGACCAGUUGGCCUUUACCUUUCACUUUCCCAACACUUCUCUAUCCCUUGCAGUCUGUCUUUCACCUACUCUUUCUGCUCAGGUUGCUUUCAACAAAAGACAAGAGUAAUUUUCUCUUCUUAAUUCAGUUGCCUUGAGUGUUGUCGCUUUCUUCUUUGGCUUGUUUUCAAACAAGAAGUCUUGGUUUUGUUUUGGUGUUUCUUGUACCUGCCCACAUUUUCAUCAGCGCCCUUUGGGAGCUCCUCUUCUUAGGGUGGAUAAAAAUCAUAACUUUAAAAUUUUUAUUUAAAUUAUGGCAUUUAAAUUUAGUUUAUUUUUUUUUUAAAUUUAAAUCAAAUUUCUUAUUUACAUAUUGCUAGUUCUCUUCCAUUUUAUGGUCUUAAAUUGCCAAAGUGAUGUUUUGUACUUGUUGUUUUUUUUAAUUUCUCGAUUGUUAAUAAAAUUUCAGAUUUUAUGUAGAUUUUUUUUCUACUACGAAGUUUCACACUUAAAAUGCUCAUCUGUGCUGAAAAAGACAAGCCCGAGGCCUCAUUAAUAUUCCCUAUUAUGAGACUGUACAGACACAGAAUUGAAAAGCAAGUAGCCUGUGCUCUGUGCCUCCUUUGUAAAGAGCUUUGAGAUCUACUAGUGAAAAGCGAUGUGUAAGAAUAAUAGAAUAUCAGGGUUGGAAGGGACCUCAGGAGGUCAUCUAGUCCAACCCCCUGCUCAAAGCAGGACCAAUCCCCAGACAGAUCCCUAAAUAAGCUAGAUGAUUUGCGGCCAGCAUCACCAUCCAGUAUACUGUACUUCCACAAGUAAAGAGCUGAAAUGCUUCAACCACCAGGUUUUACAGUUUGAAGUCAAUGGGACUUGUGCCCUAAGCAUUCUUGAAAACCCCUCCCUUAGAUAGCUAAAGGCAGGCUGAAGAGCCUAAUUUUGGGCUCCACUAUUUGAAAACUUUGGCCUGUAUAAAAAAAUGCUACUGUAAAUUACUGAGAGUUUAAAUAACUUUUUAUUGUUAAAACAAAAUUAUUUCACUGUUUAAGUGACACAGAUUUUAUGCCACUACAUGAUAAGUUCUUAAUAAAAAUACACUGAGUCCCUGAUGCUGCAAAUGCUUACCUAACUUUAAAACACGGAACUGUUUCUGUGAGUACAAUUAUGUAUCCCUUUAAAUGUUUGCAGGAUCAGGGAAUUAAUUUUCAAUAUUUAGAUUUUUGUGUACAGCAGUUUUAUAAAAUUGAUACCCGGGGGCUGCUGACGAAACCAAACUUGCCCUUGUCUCUGUGCCCAGCACCUCCCCAAAUCAGCAUUCCUCUUCAUACCGUCCACACUGUUCUGUGCAGUGCCAUUGAUUAAGGCGGGGAUUGAAUUGAUGUUGAUUGGCAGGGGGACUGUUCCCUCUAAUUAUUUUCAUCCCUAUUUACAAAGAAUUUUAUUAUGUGCACCAGUAUGGAAGUACUGUGUGGAUACAUGCCACCAGUAGAAACAAAAAACCUAGAUUUAAUAUAUAUAUAUUUUAAAAGUUACCAUAGGGAUAAUUACUCCAGCCAGGACAGGUUAGGCAUUUUAGAACUGACUACUCAAAUAAUUAAAUUUAAGUAUAAGAAAAAUAAAUGUUUAACUGCACAGACCAGUGAAAAACCUAAAAUAACAGCACUUGGAAAGAAUAAAAUUACAGAGAAUAUAUGUGCAUUGCAGAAAGUACAAAGAAAUAACAACAAGAACAACACAAGUAUGUGUUGGAGGUGAGUGUGAAGGAGAAAGAGUGAGUGUGUGUGUGAGAGAGAGAGGGAGAGAGACACAGACAGACAGGGUGCAUGUGUGCUGGCUGCUGGGGAAGUUUGUGAGAGGCCGUGCACUGUCUCUUUAAGGCACUCACACCAGAAGGCUCAGACCACAGCAGCUGAGCUCUCCAGCUCCUGAGGCUUGUCCCCCGCUCCUGUACUGUGGAGAUGGGGUACAUGGGUGGGGGGAGGGGGAAACCCUGACAUCAGCACCACCCCCCUCUUCCCCGUUCUGCACAGCCAGCGUGCAGAGCAGCGGGGGGAGAGGCACUUGAACCUAUGCUGCCAUGCUUGGCUCUGCUAAUUAAGUGCACAGUAUUUGAUUCACUCUUGGGUGGCCAUGUGACUACGCAGCUUAGAGGGAACACAGGGUGAGGGUGAAGUCUAUGGUGUGCUUCAAGGACCCCUCUGGGCACAGACCAAAGGGGGCAGGGGUAUCUGUGGAACUCCUUGCCAGAGGGUGUUGUGAAGACCAAGACUAUAACAGGGUUCAAAAAAGAACUAGAUAAAUUCAUGGAUGAUAGGUCCAUCGAUGGCUAUUGACAAUGAUGGUGUCCCUAACCUUUGUUUGCCAGAAGCCGGGAAUGAGUGACAAGGGAUGGAUGAUUGAUGAUUAUCUGUUGUGUUCAUUCCCUCUGGGGCACCUGGCACUGGCCACUGUCAGAAGACAGGAGACUGGGCUACAUGGACCUCUGGUUGGACCCAGUAUGGCUGUUCUUAUGUAUUCUUAGCCCAGCAUUUCCUAGUUUGCUAGCCUUUGAAUUUGAGUAUUCAGUGCUCCCAUUCUGAAGAAGCAUGAGAAGCACAAAGCAGUGCUGACCCCCUACAAUGGUAACGUUUUUUGCAUGUGAAUAAUGGAAAUCCAGGGCAGCUGCACUGCAGACUGAUCUGUGCACCAACCAUCUCACUGCUAGGAGAGAGUAAGGUGAUGACUGUUCCCCUUUGGAUAAGAGUCCCCGUAUCUACUAACUAUGCUGAAACCCUGCCUGUGAGAGAUGCUAAUAUCCUCUCCCUUCUCCUCUGCACAGCAAAUGACCAGGGAUCUAGUGGCUCUGACAUAUCUGCCAAGGGUAAGUGAGGGGGACUCUAGCCGAGAGGUUCACUGCUCUGACUCUGGCCUCUGGAGAGAGACACUUUAGUCCAAGUCAUUGGACCUUGAGUCUCACUGGCCCGUCCCCUCUAGCAAACCAGACCCAAGGAGCAGAACAGGGGAGUUCUGGAUCUCUUAUUUCCCUUUUAUUCACACUGGCGGUGCAGGAACAGGUUUGCAGCCAAAUCCCCCUUGUUUUCUCUGAGAUUAAUUUAGGUGUGAAAUAGUUUAGGUGUGGGUUUUUUACCCACGAAAGCUUAUGCCCAAAUAAAUCUGUUCAUCUUUAAGGUGCCACCGGACUCCUUGUUGUUUAGGUGUGAAAGACUCUAGUGAGAGGGAUUUCUCUGUGGCUGCUGUUACAGCAUGGGUUGAGAUUUGUAAUGAUAAAUCCAGCUGCUUCAGAGAACAGUCUCCAUUGAAACUGCAGGGAGGAAGCAGAAGGGACAGAACUCAGCACCUGAGGCUCCAGAAACACAGGUCUCUGACACUGGAGCUAAAAGCUUUGUCAGCAGGGUUAGAGAUUUUGUCCACUGAACACUAGGGUGAGCGUCCUACAGCAGCGUGCACUGUCAUUGCAAAACAUUAUGGCAGGUUCCCCUUAAUAAACGUUGCCUGUGUUUAACUUCUGCAACUUAACAGAGCCUGUUGCAGUCUGUUUGACAACCUGAGAGAAUCCCAGAGGGGAAGACCCAGGACACCAGACGAGAGCUUUCCAGCAAGUGGGAAGAAGAUCUAAAAGGGGAAAGGAACAGACAUAACUGACCUUGCUUUCCCCACAAUGCCACAUCUAGAAGGACCGGAGGGAAAAAGAUUGAACUGGGGGGGAGAUGCUGGUCUGAGGCAGGAAAGAAGGAAGCCUGCCUGUGUAUGCAAAGGCUAACCUAUGUGUACUGGUGAUAUAAAAUUAUUCUACUUAACUGGCAGGGGGCAAAUUUGUCACGUACACAUGGGAGAAAGAAGGACAAAAUGCAGGGUCAGCUAUAGGUAGUCAGGAAGUUUCUUCAAGAGGAAAUGUAGCCAAACUCCAAACCUGGAGACAAUGGACCUUUCUGUGCCUGCGUCCUGUAGAUAGCUAACCGCUUAGUUCGCAAAAUAAGCAAGGAGGAGGGGGCAAAUAGAUGAACAAUAAGGGGUCAUAAGAGGGGCAGAUACAUGUAGCUUGCUAAUUAUGUAUGGUAAUGAUGGCAAAUUUUGGUCAAUCAUAGAGCGAUAGAUUAUCAUAAGCAACUGCAUAUAAUGCUUUGGUGUAAGUGUUUUCUUUGUUCUUGCUGAUUUAUGAGCUCGAACCCAAUUGCAAUUGAAAUAAAUGGAUCGCCCCUCCUGGGGCUCCUUGCUUGA
Molecule: messenger RNA, 8349 nt
Organism: Malaclemys terrapin pileata
Lineage: Eukaryota; Metazoa; Chordata; Testudines; Emydidae
Product: class I histocompatibility antigen, F10 alpha chain-like
Exons: 6
Coding region: 103-1122 (339 amino acids)
Biological process (GO): immune response
Cellular component (GO): external side of plasma membrane
Source: RefSeq, a predicted model, not a curated record